Messenger RNA from Lagopus leucura (white-tailed ptarmigan), 2377 nucleotides. RefSeq names its product testis-specific serine/threonine-protein kinase 6-like. The transcript has a single exon. The record is from RefSeq and is a predicted model, not a curated record. Gene Ontology annotation, biological process: intracellular signal transduction; microtubule cytoskeleton organization; protein phosphorylation. NCBI's taxonomy places the organism in Eukaryota, Metazoa, Chordata, Aves, Galliformes, Phasianidae. Bases 1499 to 2329 code for a protein of 276 amino acids. Gene Ontology annotation, cellular component: cytoplasm. Gene Ontology annotation, molecular function: ATP binding; tau-protein kinase activity; protein serine/threonine kinase activity.
AACAAGCUCUGUUCCUUCAGCCUUUCUUCAUGGGAGAGCUGCUUCAGCCCUCUGCUCAUCACAGUGCCCGCCCUCCCUUUCUGUGUCCACCCUGGAAGGUGGUACCUACAGCCUGUCUCUGGUUCUCAGUGCCCAGUCGACAGAAAUGCAAUACCUGUGAGCAGAGCGCAUGGAGCUGCAGUCAGGUGUUCUGCUCAAAAACUUGAUCAGGUCUCUUGUACCGGAGAAAAACAUCCCCCGCUCCACAGUCACGCCUCACUCACGCCAUGGCUGCUUGGCAGGACGUGCCUGCGUGAGCAGCUGCUCUCAAGGGUGAAGCACAGCAGGAGUAAAACUUGAUCUAAACUCUGAGCAGCACCUCGAGAGCUCCCUGAGAACUGCUGAGAUGGCCAUCAAGCCCGAGUGACGCCUUGGUUUGUGGGAAACCGAGGCAGCCCCUCUUCUCUGGGAGCAGCCCGGGCAAGCCAAAAGGCUGGGCACCCACAGAUUAGCUGCUGUCUUCCCACGGAGGAAAUACACACCCAUAAAUAGUGGAGUUCCUGGCAACCAUCGGCGUGUAGUUUAGCUCCCAUGCAGACCUGGAAAUUGCCUCUGCCAUUAGCAGCAGAGCAUUUGUGCCAAAAGUAGGCAGAGGACAUCUGCUUAAGCGGCUGGGUAGAAGCACAGGAAAGUCCUAGCAAACGCAGCCUCAUCAAGGUUCUGGUGUGUUUUGUGAGCAGAAGCGGAGCAGAGGGGCCACUCUCAAGCAAGUCACUGCUGUUGCCCGACUGCACAGCCCUCAGGCACUGCCCGCGUCUCCUCUCCCCUCCUGCUCUCUGCCUCCUGCUCCUUCCUUCUGAAUCCACUCCUGCUGACCCCCAGCUUACAACAAGGGAAUGCCUCGCUGUUUGCAUUGCUACCAUUUUUGGUUAAAAUCACGGGAGCACAACUCAAAGAAGUUCACAAAGCUGUUUCUGCUGAAAGAGCAGGCUCCCCAUCCGCACCGCCCCAAGCUGGAAAGCCCACCUUGAGAAACCAUUUCCUGCACUGUCAUAAUCAAAAACUAAAUCUGGACACCCAGCCGAGGUGUCCUGUAAUUAGAGGUGGUACAAAUCACUCUCUGGUGCCAUUUUGCGUAGUUCUGAUUUUAAUACAAUCAAUAUCCUGCAGAAAAUAGCUGUGGGUCUCCAAAGUGAUUAUUUGCUCCAGAACAGUCACAUUUAAACUCUUAUCAUCAGACAGUCUCUGUUCUGACAACUCAAGAGCAGAAACAGAUAAAUAUAUAUAUAUAUAUAUUCAGUGCUGGAAGUUCUCCCAGUGCGUGUGCAUGACAAGCUGGGACACCCAGGAGCAGCGCAGACCCGUCGGACCAUGUUGACAUCACAGUCAUAGUGAGGCACUGUCACACUUUGUCACAGUGCCUGGGUGGACCCUCAGCUCCACAGGGCACCUGUGGAACCACUGCAGGUUUGUGAAGGUCGACUGCAGGCAUGCUUUCGUCCUAUCCGGACCAGCUAAGAUGCCAAACACUGACAAAGACAAGAAGCUACUCCACAAGCUGGGCUUCACGCUGGGGGAGACCUUAGGAGAGGGUGCGUUCUCCACGGUGAGGGCGGCCACCUCCCCCAAGUACACGGUCCCCCUAGCUAUCAAGAUGGUGGACAAGCGAAGGGCCUCUCCAGAAUUUGUGGAGAAGUUUCUGCCCCGGGAGCUCUCCAUCCUGCGUGAGCUGGAUCAUCCCAACAUCGUGCUCAUCUUUGAGAUCUUUGAGCUGACCGACGGUAUGGUCUACAUCGUGAUGGAGUCGGCAGCCUUCGACCUGCAGCAGCGGCUGCAGCAGCUGGGCAAGCUGCCCUGCGUCCCUGACGCCCGGGACAUCUUUGUGCAGGUGGUGGGGGCCGUGCACUGCCUCCACGACCGCAACAUCGUGCAUCGUGACCUCAAGUGUGAGAACAUACUGCUCAGUGCUGAUGGCCGCCAGGCCAAGAUUGCUGACUUUAGCCUCAGCAAGGAAAUGAGCAGCUACCCAGAAGUGAGCAGCACCUUCUGCGGAACAGAAGCCUACAUGGCCCCGGAGAUGUGGCUGCAUUACCCCCACGAUGCCAAGAAGUUGGACAUCUGGAGCCUGGGGGUGGUCCUUCUUGCCAUGGUGACUGGCAGCUUGCCCUUCCACGGCUGCCUCUGCAACACGAUCCAGCAUCAGAAGGAUGGGGUCCAGCACCUGAGGGGGGUGUCCGCGCUGCCGGAGCCCUGCCAGGCCCUCCUUGUCCAGCUGCUGCAGUUCUUACCAUCCUCCCGGCCCAGCGUGGAGCAGGUGGCCAGCAACAGCUGGCUGAAGGGGGAUAUCUAAGGGGAAUCCUCCCCAGAGAAUGUGUCAGGACAGCCAGCUUUUGGUGCA